Messenger RNA from Caenorhabditis auriculariae, 3521 nucleotides. Lineage: Eukaryota; Metazoa; Nematoda; Chromadorea; Rhabditida; Rhabditidae. The record is from the annotation of a GenBank genome assembly.
AUGAGGCUCCUAGUGAUGUCGAUGAUGGCGUUGGCUUUGGCCUCAGGCUACACAAUCCGGAUGCGCAGACCGGUCACUCCCAUCGACAAGUUCUUGAUGAUGGUCCGUCUGGGUUCUGACCACAUCUGGCAGUCCGAAUUGCAGGAGACGCUCCGGACUCCGUCGAAGCGGUUCUUCGCGUCGGACCUCAUCCUUAACGACAUGAUCCCGCUCUCUUACGACGAGUCCGCCCCCUUCUGACACGACUAAACAACAACAUACCUAUUGUAUGUAUAAAAGAUUUGAUCUGUUACUCGUACCGCAAGUUCUCCAUUUCUAAUGUUUGAUCGAGAAAAAAGAUGUUUGAGAACUCAAUAAAGUUUCACGUGUCCUUUCGGCACACUCGUUCCUUGCUUAUCAAGUUCUGUGUUCAUAAUAAAACCUGAGCGGCUCUGAAAGUCGGUCUUUGGUGCAAAUUCAAAGAAAAAAGUGGCUUGAGCAGCAUGGUAAAGUUGAAAACCAUUUUUCCAGGUCAAGUUCUCAUUUCACAAAAUAUAUAUGAAGUUAUUUCGAAAGUGAGCUCAACGAGUUGUAGUGUACUCAGUACUACAGGCGUGUGACGGCGACGAUCUUUUGGCAGCGCCUGGAAAGGCGAUAAAGUUUCAAAUUGAUGUGCGAUAGGAGCUGUGUAUAUAACAGAGACUGUUUUACGUGCAAAGGAUUCUGACUUCUUUUUUUUUCCUGAACUCAGAAAAAGCCUCACAGGAUGGCUUUUCUCGACAUCCGACGUCAUCAUCUUCUGUGCUUUUCCCUAUGGCAGUUUGCUCUUUUUUUCUGUUGUCAACAGAUUUUUCCGGUAGAAUUUAUUUUUUAAAUCGGCAAAAAAAAAUUCAGGUCUUUUACAACUUCUCGCCAGAGUUGGACUGUGCAGAUGCCAAUUUCACUUUCUCAAAGCCUCGCUGUAAGCUUUCCAAGUAAGUUAUAUUGACGUCGUCAGAAACGAGACUUUUCGAGAUUCAAAAAGUUUUGAAGAGUCGAGCAGUGCGAUGAACUUACAAGAAACUGCUCGAAAAUCGUAGCAGGAACGGCGCCUUUCCACUCGAUGGUCCAAGACUUUGAAAUGUUCUGCGGCGAGAAGGCGUACGACGCUACUUGGGUUCGUUUCGAAACGUAUUUCUCUUUGCAGUCGUUCUCAAACCUUUUCAGGUAGCAACCAUCCAAUUCUUGGGGGUUCUGGUAGGAACUGUGGUCUACGGUCACUUGGGGGACCACUUCGGACGUCGGCCUGUUGCUCUUUUUGGCUUGGCUAUUGGCAUCAUCUUUGGCGUUUCUUCAGGUAUCUCUGAGCUCUGUUUUCUCUCUCGAACUAGUUUUCCACAAAAUGUUCAUCUAUAGGACUGGCGCCGUCGUGGCCAAUAUUUGCUUCUUUUCGGUUUAUUGUUGGAUCUUCCAUCGCCUGCGUUCUCGUCGUCUUUUACACUUACAUUUCGGAGAUGAUCCUUUCCGAACAGCGCGUUUUUCUCCGAUCUUUUUUUAACUGGGUAUUUUCUCAUCUUAUUGAAAAAAAAAAUUAAGAAUGUUAUCUUACUAUUUAUGGAUAUAUUGUUAAUACAGCUCGAUUAUUUUUUUGUUUUCUAUCCGAGAAAAAAAAUAUUAUGAUAGGGUCUUUUAUAGUCCCCUGUUUUCCUUUAGAACUUUGUUUCUUUAUAGGGUUACGCCCGACUAGUGUUCACACUCGUUUGUUUCUUGUGUGGUUAUUGGAGGUUGGGAGAGUUCUUAUUUCUCUUCAAUUUGAUUCUCUCAGGUCAGCUUCGAUAGCGACCGCUCUUUUAGCAGCCCCAGUUCUCCCUGUCCUGUACUUUCUGCCAGAGUCUCCAACUUGGUUGGAGAAAAACUGAAGUGCUUUAAAAAAUUCUAAUUUUAGGUACCGGAACAGAGGGAAAAUUCAGGAAGCGCAGAAGGCUGAGGAGUGGAUCCGGAAGUUGAGUGGCUUGGAAGUACAACUCGAGGAAGACAAAAGAUCAACUCCGAUCACAACUGAAAAAGUAUUGAUUCUGAAUUUCGCUUUGGUGUUUUAUAAAGAAGUGUUGCAGACUCAGGUUUACACAGUCAGAGACUUGUUCACGUCUUGGCCCAUUACUUACAAGACCCUCGUUGUCGGUUGUCUCUGGUUUUCCACCAGGUACAUCUUCUCCCGUGGGCUAGAUAAACGCAUUCAAACUCUUUCUAGUUUUGGAAUUUGCAACAAAUUUAUUUUCAUCCAAGUUUCAAGCGAAAAGAAACGAAAUUUUUUUUUCCUUCUGGUCAAACGCAAGUCACGAAAGUUCUAUUGUCCAAGAAGAGCGAAAAAGGGAAAAUACUAGGAAAAGCUCAGGAAAUUGAGGCCUUCUCUGCACAUUUUCGACUUGUUUUUUUCUCCAUUUAGUCUAGCAUAUAUUUUUGUUUUCAAGUACUCCUAUGCAGCGGCGGGGGUUUUCAAGAAACCGUGUGUUCCCCGAGUUUGAAUACUUUCAUUAUGUUUCCGUCCUCAAAAAACUUUUGCGAGCCUUCUUCCAUUUGCAAUUUACACAUUUUUAAUUUUUCGUCUCUGCAGCUUGUCGGCGUUUGGAAGCGACUUGAAUUCUGGCAACUUGGCCGGCGACUUUUAUCUCACACAGUUCGUAUCGGGAGCUGUUACGGCACUUGCAAAAAUCGUGAGUCUUCUGUAUCAAAAAAAAAACCUGCGGAGUUCAAUGUUGAAAAAAAAAUCAGUCUUUCCGAUUGAGUUCUUUUUGAAGUUACUGCGACAGAGUUAUUUUAAAUUUUUUUUUCUCGGGGUGCAAAAAAGGCUUCGAUAUCAUAAUUUCAAAGUUCAACUGUAUUUUGAAAAGGAUAUUGCAGUUUGUUUUCGUGCUGGAUGAGAAGUGGCCUUCUUUCGACAGACGGAGACUGCACCAGCUGCCUCAGGCGCUGGUCGUCCUCUGCUACGCAAGCAUCAUGGUGCUAAUGAUGCUCCCCGAGUCGGACUGCUCCAACGAGAGCUCCCGCGACCUCGCAAGUCUUGCUGCCACUCUAGUUCGAAGAAAUUCGCUGCCUUUUUCAGUCGUCAUAGUCAACAUUGUCGGCGUCUCUCUAAUCGAAGUCACCUGGGACGCAUGCUAUCUCGUCGCCGUCGAGUGCUUUCCCACGCGAAUCCGCACUAUCGGUCUACCUAUUCAUGUCUUUUCUCUAAAAAUUGCUUUUAGGAAUCGGAACUUGCUCUUUGCUGGCUCGCAUCGGAGCGCUGGUCGCUCCACAGGUGAGUAAAAAGUUGGAACUUGAUGGCAGCUUCUCAGAUGGCUUAUCUUUCCUCAGUCUAUCGUCCGGCGCCGUACGCCGUCGUGUGUGGAAUCGGCCUCGUUUCGUUGGUAGUCUCUCUCUUCUUCCUGCCUGACACCAAGGGCGUCGAUCUCAACGACGUCGACAAGCCGGCAGUUUACAGAAGCUCGACCUCUUCGCAAAGCGUCUGCAAAGAUAGGAAGCUCAGACUAGAAACCGUCUCGGACAUCGAACGGAACGCGUAG